Molecule: messenger RNA, 1071 nt
Organism: Ananas comosus (pineapple)
Lineage: Eukaryota; Viridiplantae; Streptophyta; Magnoliopsida; Poales; Bromeliaceae
Product: sirohydrochlorin ferrochelatase, chloroplastic-like
Exons: 7
Coding region: 1-774 (257 amino acids)
Molecular function (GO): lyase activity
Source: RefSeq, a predicted model, not a curated record
AUGGCCGGAGAGGCGCCGCACGCUUUUCCUCCUCCAACAGGAAGCAACAUUUGCAGCUUGUAUGGGUCUGAGGGGGGGUUUUUGAAGUUAUCCCUAGAAAUAAAGAACACCGAAGAAGGCGAAAUUUGUAUCGAUUUGGAAAAGGUUCUAUUUCUAAUUGUUUGCAUUCUUUUUUUCCUGAAAAGAUGUUCGACUAAGAAACACACAAUAAUAAGGCAUAGUCCUCCUAAGUUGGCCGUUCCCAAAUUUGUGAAGCCGCAACAAAUUGCGGCGAGUAGAGCUGCGUCUCUGAAGUUAGCAGUCAGGCGUGAAUCAUUCAGAAAAGCCGAACACGGCGUCGGCGAGGAAGACGGCGUGAUCAUUGUCGACCACGGAUCUCGCCGGCAGCAAUCUAAUCUUAUGUUGAAUGAGUUCGUUGCGAUGUUUAAAGCCAGAACCGGUUAUCGAAUAGUCGAGCCUGCUCAUAUGGAAUUGGCCGAACCAUCCAUUAGCGACGCGUUCAGGUCGUGCGUGCAACAAGGCGCAAACAGGGUUAUCCUUAGUCCCUUUUUUCUCUUACCUGGACGGCAUUGGCAACAGGAUAUUCCCUCUUUAGCAGCACAAGCAUCCAAGGAGCACUCAGGAAUAUCCUAUGUUGUCUCAGCACCUCUUGGUUUGCAUGAUCUUUUGGUGGACGUUAUGAAUGAUCGAAUAAAGCAUUGUCUGAGCCAUGUAGCUGGUGAUGCGGAUGAGUGCAGUGUAUGUGCCGGAACAGGAAGAUGCCAUUUAUACUAAUUGCCGACUAUGUAGUAGUUAGCUAUUGUGACCAAUUUAAAUUAUGAGUUUUAUCAUAUAUGUAAAGAAGUUUUGAAGUUCAUUAUGCUUUUUUUGAGAGGGAGCUCUGUAUUACAAUCCUAUUUUGUGGCAUCUUUCAGUAGAGAGUUUUAACUCUGUACCGGAUUUCUUUCAAUGUGAUCCUCUUUUGCUACAUGUUUAGAUGGAUAGGGUUUUGUUAGAACUGUUCUUGGAUCGGCUUCCACAUGGUAUUGUGCAUAUUAACUUCACAUAUUUUUGAAGCAUUUCCAGGGAAUA